GCGGUGCCGUGCGGGGCUGCGGCGGUGCCGUGCGGGGCUGCGUGCCGAGCUCCCCGCGGACGCCCGGGGAGCGCGGCUCUGUGCGGAGCUGAGGGAGGAGCGUGUGCGGGGCUCCGCGCGGGGCGUAUGCGCCGCGUCCUGAGGGGCUGCGCCGGCACCGCCUCGUUCUCCUGGGGUUCCAUACGUGGCAAGGAAUUUGUUGUGAGGUCUGGGUGCAAUGGCGAGCCUUCUGCGUGUUGCUGUGAGUGGAUGCUCGGCUCCUGUUUUUGGCAAUGUGUUCCCACCAAAGGCACGUGCCACGAAAGUGCUGGGCUUGCGAAUGUUUAGAACCCACCAGGUGCUUGGGUCUCAGGCAGCUCCAAAGCCAGGAAUUCCUUAUAAACAACUGACUGUGGGUGUCCCCAAGGAGAUAUUUGAAAAUGAGAAGAGAGUGGCUCUGUCGCCAGCUGGAGUUCAAGCCUUGGUUAAGCAAGGCUUCAGUGUUGUGGUGGAAUCUGGUGCUGGAGAAGCUUCUAAAUUUUCUGAUGACCAUUACAGAGAAGUUGGAGCAAAGAUCCAGGGGACGAAGGAAGCCCUGGCUUCUGAUUUGAUUGUGAAAGUGAGAGCUCCUAUAUAUAACUCAUCUCUAGGUGUACAUGAGGUAGAUCUUUUCAAGACAGCAGCAACCCUGAUUAGUUUUAUCUACCCAGCACAAAAUCCAGACCUCCUGAAAAAACUUGCAGAAAAAAAAGCUACUGUCUUGGCUAUGGAUCAGGUUCCACGGGUCACCAUUGCUCAGGGAUACGAUGCACUUAGCUCCAUGGCCAAUAUUGCUGGUUACAAGGCUGUGGUCCUGGCAGCAAAUCACUUUGGUCGAUUUUUCACGGGUCAAAUCACAGCUGCUGGUAAAGUUCCUCCAGCAAAGGUGCUGAUCAUUGGAGGAGGGGUUGCUGGCCUGGCUUCUGCAGGAGCAGCAAAAUCAAUGGGUGCAGUGGUUCGUGGAUUUGAUACUAGAGCUGCAGCCCUGGAACAGUUCAAGUCUCUUGGUGCUGAGCCUUUGGAAGUAGACUUAAAGGAAUCUGGAGAGGGACAAGGUGGUUAUGCUAAAGAAAUGUCCAAAGAAUUUAUUGAAGCUGAAAUGAAACUCUUUGCCAAACAGUGCCAAGAUGUUGACAUUAUCAUCACUACAGCACUUAUUCCAGGAAAAAAAGCUCCAAUCUUGUUUAAGAAAGAUAUGAUUGAAUCUAUGAAGGAGGGUUCAGUUGUUGUGGAUUUAGCUGCAGAAGCAGGAGGAAAUAUUGAGACUACAAAGCCUGGGGAAAUGUAUGUUCAUAAGGGUGUUACACACAUUGGGUACACCGAUCUGCCUAGCAGAAUGGCUACUCAAGCCAGUACCCUGUAUUCUAAUAAUAUUAUCAAACUUCUAAAAGCUGUUAGUCCUGACAAAGAAAACUUCUACUUUGAUCCAAAAGAUGACUUUGACUAUGGGACUCUGGAUCAUGUUGUUAGAGGAACUGUAGUAAUGAAGGAUGGCAAAGUGAUUUUCCCAGCACCUCCACCAAAUAACAUUCCUCAGGGAGCGCCAGUGAAGCAGAAGACUGUAGCAGAGCUGGAAGCAGAAAAAGCAGCUACUAUUACACCUUUUAGAAAAACCAUGACUACUGCAUCUAUAUACACAGCAGGUUUAGCUGGUAUGUUGGGGCUGGGCAUUGUAGCACCUAAUGCUGCUUUCACACAAAUGGUGACGACAUUUGGCCUCUCUGGAAUAGUGGGGUACCACACAGUGUGGGGUGUGACUCCUGCUCUGCACUCCCCACUGAUGUCUGUGACUAAUGCUAUCUCAGGUCUGACUGCAGUUGGUGGGCUGAUACUGAUGGGAGGUCACUAUCUCCCCCAAAACAUUUCCCAAAGCCUAGCAAUGCUUUCAGCCUUUAUAUCUUCAGUCAAUAUUGCAGGUGGCUUUUUAGUUACACAGAGAAUGCUGGAUAUGUUCAAACGUCCCACAGACCCUCCUGAGUACAACUACUUGUACCUGCUCCCUGGUGGUGUAUUUGUAGGAGGCUAUGCAGCUGCUCUCAGUGGUGGCUAUAACAUUGAACAAGUGAUGUAUCUGGGCUCAGGACUGUGCUGUGUUGGUGCCCUGGCUGGUUUGUCUACCCAAGGAACAGCUCGUCUUGGAAAUGCUUUGGGUAUGAUUGGUGUUGCAGGAGGUUUGGCUGCAACUCUUGGAAGCCUUAAUCCCUCGCCUGAGUUGUUGGCGCAGAUGUCAGGUGCAAUGGCACUUGGUGGGACCAUAGGUCUGACAAUUGCUAAACGCAUCCAGAUUACAGAUCUGCCUCAGCUAGUGGCUGCUUUCCACAGUUUGGUCGGUUUGGCUGCUGUGCUCACCUGUGUAGCAGAGUACAUGGUUGAAUAUCCUCACUUUGCCACUGAUCCUGCUGCAGACCUCACCAAGAUUGUGGCAUAUCUUGGCACAUACAUUGGUGGAGUGACAUUCAGUGGCUCUCUUGUUGCAUAUGGAAAACUGCAAGGUAUCCUGAAUUCUGCCCCUCUGCUCUUGCCUGGUCGACAUGCAUUGAAUGCAGCAUUGCUGGUUGGCAGCAUUGGUGGGAUGGUUCCCUACAUGAUUGAUCCUUCUUACACCACGGGAAUUACUUGCCUGGGUUCUGUGUCAGCACUCUCAGCCAUCAUGGGUGUCACUUUAACAGCAGCUAUUGGAGGUGCUGACAUGCCUGUAGUUAUUACUGUCCUGAACAGUUACUCUGGAUGGGCUUUGUGUGCUGAGGGCUUUCUCCUGAACAACAACUUGCUGACCAUUGUUGGUGCACUCAUUGGCUCCUCUGGGGCCAUCCUCUCUUACAUCAUGUGUGUGGCUAUGAACCGUUCCCUUGCAAAUGUGAUUCUUGGGGGCUAUGGUACUGCAUCAACAGCUGGUGGAAAACCCAUGGAAAUUACUGGAACUCACACAGAAAUCAAUGUGGACAAUGCAGUUGAAAUGAUAAAAGAAGCCAAUACUAUUAUUAUUACUCCAGGUUAUGGCUUGUGUGCAGCAAAAGCUCAGUACCCAAUAGCUGAUCUGGUGAAGAUGUUGAGAGAACAAGGGAAAAAUGUCAGGUUUGGUAUUCACCCUGUGGCUGGCCGUAUGCCUGGUCAGCUGAACGUACUGCUAGCAGAAGCUGGCGUUCCCUAUGAUAUUGUACUGGAAAUGGAUGAAAUCAAUGAAGACUUCCCAGAAACUGACUUGGUCCUUGUAAUUGGUGCAAAUGAUACAGUUAAUUCAGCAGCUCAGGAAGAUCCGAACUCUGUCAUAGCUGGAAUGCCAGUUCUUGAGGUCUGGAAGUCCAAGCAGGUCAUUGUAAUGAAGAGAUCUCUGGGAGUUGGUUAUGCAGCGGUGGACAAUCCCAUCUUCUACAAGCCCAAUACUGCCAUGUUGUUGGGAGAUGCUAAAAAGACCUGUGAUGCCCUGCAGGCCAAAGUCAGGGAAUCGUACCAAAGCUAAAUACUGAUUUGUAUUCUGCUCAUA
Molecule: messenger RNA, 3502 nt
Organism: Lonchura striata (white-rumped munia)
Lineage: Eukaryota; Metazoa; Chordata; Aves; Passeriformes; Estrildidae
Gene: NNT
Product: nicotinamide nucleotide transhydrogenase
Biological process (GO): NADPH regeneration; proton transmembrane transport
Cellular component (GO): mitochondrial inner membrane
Molecular function (GO): NADP binding; oxidoreductase activity
Source: RefSeq, a predicted model, not a curated record